AUGCACCUCACCACAGUUCAGGGCUUGCUGGCCCUCUUGGCUGUGGCGCAGGCCCUGCCGGCUCAUGACAAAAGCAGCAUCGACAGCCUAAAGGCUCAUAUCAAGAACGUGGUGAUCCUGGUCAUGGAGAACCGGUCGCUUGACAACCUCCUGGGCGGGCAGAAGCAGAAGGGCCUCGACAACCCCAUCCACAACGGGCCGUUCCGCAAUCCCUACAACGUGUCGAACCUCGGCGAGGGCUCUGUUUGCUCGGCUGCCAACGGCUACGACUCCAUCACCAACGACCCGGACCAUGCCGUCUACGGCAACAACUUCCAGUUUUACGGCAGCUUCAACCCGGACAACGACGCCAUUGCGUCCGGCCGCUUGAAGCCCACCCAGCAGGGCUUUGUUCAUGAGCAGCUGCGGCUGUACGGCUCGAAGGUCAACCGCUCCACUCUGGUGCAGCAGGUCAUGAACUACUACACCGAGGAGCAGGUGCCGGUUCUUACCGCGCUGGUCAAGAACUUCGUGACCUUCAACCACUGGCACUCGGCUGUCCCCGGCCCCACCAACCCCAACCGCCUCGCGCUUGUGUCCGGCAGCUCCUAUGGCCACGGCACAAACGACGCCACCUUCACGGCCAAAGGGUUCAACCAGACGUCCAUCUUCCAGUCGCUCACGGAGAAGGGUCACCAGUGGAGGAACUACUGGGACCCGGCCGGCGGCACGGGACCCGAGGCCUCAUGGUUCCAGUGGACGUAUGACGCCGGCCUCAGCAGCAACGUGGUCAACCUGUCGCAGUUCUAUGUCGAUGCCGCCGCCGGCAACUUGACCUCGCUCAGCUUCAUCAACCCGUCGUGCUGCGGCGUGGGCACCACGUCGAUGCAUCCCACCGGCCUGAUCUCGGCCGGCGAGGCGCUCAUCAAGAACGUCUACGAAGCGCUCCGAGCCAGCCCCCUGUGGGAGGAGACGCUCUUCAUCCUGACCUUCGACGAGACCGGCGGCUUCCACGACCACGUCCCUCCCCCGCUCGCUCCCAGGCCCGACAACCUGACGUACACGGCCUCCACACCCUCCGGAGGGAAGUACACGUUCCCGUUCAACCGUCUCGGUGGCCGCAUCCCCACCUUGCUCAUCUCCCCCUGGGUGAGCAAGGGCCACGUCGAGCAGCAAGCCGCGAAUGCCGCCGGGGAGGUCGUGUCGUACUCGGCCACCUCCAUUCUGCGCACCCUGGGCUAUCUCUUUGACUUUGAGCCCUACAACCCGCGUGUGGAGUGGUCACCGUCCUUUGCGCACCUGAUUAAUUCCAAGGCUCGCAAGAACACUCCUACGGCGUUGCCUGAUGCCAAUCCUUUUAGAGCUUGA
Messenger RNA from Chaetomium strumarium, 1347 nucleotides. Its product is annotated as phosphoesterase. The transcript has 2 exons. The record is from RefSeq and is a predicted model, not a curated record. Gene Ontology annotation, molecular function: hydrolase activity, acting on ester bonds. Bases 1 to 1347 code for a protein of 448 amino acids. Lineage: Eukaryota; Fungi; Ascomycota; Sordariomycetes; Sordariales; Chaetomiaceae. Gene Ontology annotation, biological process: phospholipid catabolic process.